AUGUCUUAUACAUGGACCAGCUUUCAGUUUGCCGGUACCUUCUCGAGGUUCAAGUUCAGCGGGCAAAACAUGCGGAUGCUCACCGCCGGACACACUCCUACAAAGUUGGCCAUCAAGUUUUACUCAACACUGAGCACAUCACCACAGCCUACGACUCCAGCCGCCGCCUCCCUCAGGCCACGCUCAUCAGCCUCCUUCCAGGUCGAGCUUCCACCCACUAUGCGCAUCCAUGAUGUUUUCCACGUUGAUCGGUUCAAGCCGUUAAUCCCUUCGCCUGAAUCCCUUGAUCGCCGCUCCCUGCCACCCCCGGAAGAGGAGAUUGUCAACGGCGAGGUUUAG
Messenger RNA from Linnemannia hyalina, 339 nucleotides. NCBI's taxonomy places the organism in Eukaryota, Fungi, Mortierellomycota, Mortierellomycetes, Mortierellales, Mortierellaceae. The record is from the annotation of a GenBank genome assembly.